This is a messenger RNA of Lampris incognitus (smalleye Pacific opah), 3368 nucleotides long. It is a transcript of the gene relt, whose product is annotated as RELT TNF receptor. The coding region runs from base 175 to 1488 and encodes 437 amino acids. Gene Ontology annotation, biological process: apoptotic process. The transcript has 11 exons. The record is from RefSeq and is a predicted model, not a curated record. NCBI's taxonomy places the organism in Eukaryota, Metazoa, Chordata, Actinopteri, Lampriformes, Lampridae.
GGAGCCGGCGAGCGGGACCUCCUUCACACCGGCGCUGUGGUUUUGUGCGUUUCCACUCAUUUUUUAACCACGCCACCAUACUUAAAUUCCGCUGAUGAUGGUCGUCUCGGAUCACUAAUUCAGAUCAAUCUCUCCACCAAUCUGAUCAUAUGUGCAUAGAGGAAUACAUUGAAGAUGAUGAGGAACCACCUUUGCUGCUCAGCUCUUGUCCUUCUUACGGUGUUUGGCUGUGGUGGGACUGCAGCAGUGCAGUGUCGGUGGGGGGAAGGGUGUACUUGUUUGCAGUGCCCCGCUGGCCAGGAGCCAUCGAAGGCUUGUGGUCAAAUCCAAGGGCCAGAGGAGGAUGUGCAAUGUCAGCCUUGCACAGUAGGCACAUUUUCAGACAGAUUUGACUCUGGAGUUUGCCGUCUACAUGCCUCAUGUGGGGUCCUUGGGCGAAAGGUUGCUGCACCUGGCACCUUGCAAUCUGACACAGUCUGUGGAGAUUGUCUGCCUGGUUUCCAACUAACUGCCAUGGGGAAAAUUUCCACCUUAAGUCCGUGUCGCCAAGCUCCCUUGCCACCCCAGGUCAGGAAGGUGCGUACCGUUGGAAAGGGCCCCGUCGGUGGCAGAAGUGGCACAAUGGUCAACGGCACGGCGGUGCGCAGUGCUGAGGAGAAGACGGCGGAGUAUGCUGUGUUCGCCCUGGUGCCAAUCUUUUGUGUGAUGGGCCUGCUGGGCAUCCUCAUCUGCAACAUCCUGAAGAAAAAGGGCUACCGCUGCACCGCCGAAAAAGAGGGAGGGGAAGAAGAGACGGCCACCCCAGCAAAGGAAGGUAACGGCUGUCCCUACACCCCUGACGACCCUAACGAAGACACCAUCAGUGUUCUAGUGCGCCUUAUAACUGAGAAAAAAGAAAAUGCUGCUGCUUUAGAGGAACUGCUGCUGGAGUAUGAAAGUAAACAGAUGGCCAUGAGCAAAGGCUCAUCAAAGUUCCCGGUGCUCUCUCCCCUGUCUCAGUUCCAGUCCCUCCCCAGGCUCUGCCCCCAUCAGUCCCACCUCCACACCAUUUCAGGCCUCUCUGGCCUGGCCUCCAAACAUGGCUACUGCUGCUCCCGCUGUGCCCAGCGGAAAUGGCCCCCAGUCCUGAUACCCCCCCUGAAUUCCUUCAAAGACCCUCUGAAGCCUCCCCAAACUCUCAUCCUCCCCUCCCUGGACACAGCUGCUGACCAGCAGAAGAGUCCUCUGCUGGGGGAAGUGUGUGUGGACACACACCAUACCCAAGCAGUUGUGCCAAAUAGUGUGCAGGUGAAGGUGGAAGGAAGCGAGGGGAGGGAGAAGAAAGAGGGAGAGUUGACAGUGCUGUCCGUGGGAAGAUUUCAAGUUGCCCAGAUACCUGAGCAGAAACCUGUCACUGUGGAAGCUAAAUCAUCUUCCCAGGAGCCACGAAACUCUCUGUUUGGAGGGAGACCCUUCUCCUCCUCUUCAUCAUCAGGCACCAGGAGGUGAACAGAAAGAUGCCGGAUGAUGGUGCUACCUCACUGAAGAUGACCUUAUCAUCGACUGACCGCGAGAAGGUUGGAUGUGUCUAGAUGGCUGACACUAAGAAACGACCUCCUCCUUCAAGAAGCUGACUCUGGCUACCUGAGGAAAGGAAGAUAGUUGUAUUUAUUAUCAUUUUUCUACAUCACAGACAUAGAAAUCAUUGAAGUGUCUAAUGUUCCACACUUGCUGCACUGCCGCUGUACUGUUACCCCGCCUCUAAGAGGAGUUGUUCUGGAACCCCGUUCAGGUGGUCCUGAGUGGGGCGGAGGGCCUUCGACGAUUCACAAUGAAUAUCAAUACUUAGCACAUGGAAGGAGGAGGGCUGAGUGAGAGAGCAGGAAAAACGCAGGUGGAGGAGAAUAAACUAACACACUUGGGUCCUGUAUUUGUGCUUCCAUUAAAUUAAAAAAUCCACAGGGGCAAAACACACACACACACACCACACACAUACACACUAAUAGACAUGUGCAAAUGUGCACGUGCACAUGCCUGUUUUUUCCCUGUGGGAAGUGCGGAGGAUUUAGACACUGUGCAAUAAUGUGCAACCUGCAGAAAGAAACACCCCUCAUUGAAAUGAGACGAGGUUUUCUUUUUUUUACAGCAAAACAAAAGUGUGCACAUGUAUGAGGAAAGAAAAAAAUAACACCAAGUAUUUGGAGAGAAAAUAUGUGAAGAAAAAAAAAGGUAACCCUUGACAUUGGAGCUAUUUUUCUAAGUUUUGUUUUGUUUCUUUUAUUUAUUGAUUUUUGUUCCCCACAUAUUUGCAUUUUUUUUUUUUAGAUGACCUGUUGAAGUUUUGGAGCUUGAUCAUGUUGAAUGUAGUCUUAACAGGAGCGGCUCACAUCUACCGCAGGGCUCACACAGAACAUGUCGACGCUGGCGGUUUUAAGAAACAUUCACGCCGCAAUCAGCAGUUGAAUAACACACAGCAUUCAUUACACCCUGUGUCACCAAGACUUUAUUACCUAUGACACUGAGGUACAUAUUAGCUGUUAAACUGUGGGACAGGGGCCAAAAUAGAGGGGUCCCUCCCUAGUGUACCUCAAACCCUUUUUUAAACGAACCCCAGGGCAACGGACUAAAGUCUUCAUUUAGGUGCUAAAACAGAUCAACAAUUAGGUUGAAAACUCACUAAUGUAGAAUAGCACAUGUAAAUGUAUGUACAUAUGUAAAUAGGUGCGGGUUUCAGAGAAACUGGUUUUGGCUGGUUUAUACAGUUGUGGUAUAUGACAUGAGAUGUGGACAGACUGGAUAUCUCAAAAACCACUACAUGACAUCUCUAAUCUGCCGGUCUGCAAUCAAUCAAACUCUGGAGGACUGCCAUUCAGUGUCACUUGGGUCGCAUUGCUAUUCCUCUCAGCUCCGCUAUGCCGUGACACAACGCGCACACAUGAACAGAACACAGGCACACUGUACGAAUCUCAUUCCUUCAAAACUUGACUUUUCUUUAAGUUCAUUCGUAGAAACAAGCCAGCCAGCCGGCACUCAUUGGCAGAAUAUUAAAGAUUGCAGCAUUACAAUUUUUUUGCAGUUUACAUUCACGUGUUUGUUUUUUAAAGGGUGUAUCAUAAUAGAUUUUUUUUUUAGAUACUCAUUUCGUAUUUUGUUGUUAGUGUUGCUGUUUAACUCUUGCAGUUCAGAGAACAAUACAACUUGUCUGAAGGAGUGGAUUACAUUAAUUGAUUGAAGCAUUUCCAUGUUUUUCAUUUACCUGUGCUAUUAUUAUUAUUAUUAUGUUAGAAGUUGAUGUGUUACUGAUAGCAAGGGUAAAAAAACACUCCUAUUUUAGACUGAAUCUAUGAUAUUCCAUUUUGUCUGUACGGUAUUUUUACUCUUGAAAUAAA